This is a messenger RNA of Diceros bicornis minor, 3050 nucleotides long. Its product is annotated as core histone macro-H2A.1. The record is from RefSeq and is a predicted model, not a curated record. Gene Ontology annotation, molecular function: protein heterodimerization activity; DNA binding; structural constituent of chromatin. The transcript is spliced from 9 exons. The coding region runs from base 1333 to 2451 and encodes 372 amino acids. Lineage: Eukaryota; Metazoa; Chordata; Mammalia; Perissodactyla; Rhinocerotidae. Gene Ontology annotation, cellular component: nucleosome. Gene Ontology annotation, biological process: nucleosome assembly.
UAGCUCAGGGCCAGUCUUCCUCAGCAAAAAGAGGAGGAUUGGCAGAUGUUAGCUCAGGGCUAAUCUUCCUCACCAAAAAAAAAAAAGAAAUAAGUGUGUCUAGGACCCAUCAGGUCCCUGCAUCCUAAUGGCUCAUCUCUGGGGCAGAAUGUUGACCGAUUCCCACAGAGGCAGCCCCAAACAUACAUACCCAGACAGGUCCACCUGGAGACAGAGCUGAAGUCUGUGCUCCAAUAAGAAUGGGGCUGAGCUGCAUUAAUCAUCACUGACCACAGGCCUCUCCUGCUGGAAGAAGGGAAGCAUUCAGAUCUAAAAGCUCUUAGUCCAAAGGCAUUGGGUUGGUCUGUGAAACAUAUUUGUUGUGAAGCAAAAGAUGGUUUGGAAACCCACUGACAGCUUUCCCUGCAAACAUACUUGCACACACAUGUAGACAUACCACUUCCUGCUCAGAGUGAGUAUAGGCACCUGUUUGCAGGGAAUGUUUUAAAAUGGAGCUCAUCACAGCAAGAAAUGGAGCCAACUAAUUGUUUCAGAAAAACUCAGACCCUUCUGGGACUCUCUUUAGCACUCAGUGAUCAGUUAAGACUCGGUGCCCCUUUGAUAGGGUGGAAUAUAGGGUUCUUGUCUCAGAGGCCUUUGGCUCCCUCUAACAUCUAUCGAGAACCAGGGCUUGAGCCACUGCCUGUCAGCACGGCUGCCCCAAGGUGUCCAGAUAUUCUGCUCUCUGCUGUUUUGUCAGGCAGACGAUUUGAGAUGAUCUUGGGGGUCACAUUGAUGUUAGGCGUGGACCAUGGCAUGUCCUCAAUAUAGGAUUGGGCGUCAGAGUAACAAGGACUCCUAAGUCUGUAGCCUCUGCAGUCAUAGAGGCAUGGACUGUUGGAGUGGGAGGGGCCCACACACCACGGAGCCUGACCUCAGUUUACCAGUUAAUGGGAGAUCUGCCCAUUUGGUUCAAUGGUCUGAGCAUAAAUGUCCUCUAGGGAAGACUUGCCUGGUGCCCGGAGCAGGCUGAGGCCUCUUCACAGCCCCUUUCCCGGCACCCUGCACUGGCCUUUCGUGUUUGUCAUUUAAGUGUCUGUAAGGUUAUUCAUUGUCUCUCUUUCCCACCAGUUCCAGGAGAACAGGGACCAUAUCUCUCUGUGCACUGCUGUCUCCAUUCCCCACCUUAGUUUUGAAGUGAAUGCAUGAAUGCCUUGAAUGCUGCUAGCAAGCAUUUGAGACCUCACUAUGUGGUGCUACACUAAGGAUGCAGUCAGGGGGAGCCCUCCGAGAGCUUGCAGCAUGAUGUGAGAGACAGGGUGUGCUUACUGAACCACCUCCAGGGCCACCGCCAUGUCGAGCCGGGGUGGGAAGAAGAAGUCCACCAAAACCUCCCGGUCCGCCAAGGCAGGAGUCAUUUUCCCUGUGGGGCGGAUGCUGCGGUACAUCAAGAAAGGCCACCCCAAGUACAGGAUUGGAGUGGGGGCACCCGUGUACAUGGCCGCCGUCCUGGAGUACCUGACAGCGGAGAUUCUGGAGCUGGCUGGCAACGCGGCGAGAGACAACAAGAAGGGACGGGUCACGCCCCGGCACAUCCUGCUGGCCGUGGCCAAUGACGAAGAGCUAAAUCAGCUGCUAAAAGGAGUCACCAUAGCCAGUGGGGGUGUGUUACCAAACAUCCACCCCGAGUUGCUAGCGAAGAAACGAGGAUCCAAAGGGAAGUUGGAAGCCAUCAUCACGCCACCCCCAGCCAAAAAGGCCAAGUCUCCAUCUCAGAAGAAGCCCGUGUCUAAGAAAGCAGGAGGCAAGAAAGGGGCCCGGAAAUCCAAGAAGAAGCAGGGGGAAGUCAGCAAGGCAGCCAGCGCCGACAGCACGACCGAGGGCACGCCCGCCGACGGCUUCACGGUCCUCUCCACCAAGAGCCUCUUCCUCGGCCAGAAGCUGAACCUUAUUCACAGUGAAAUCAGUAAUUUAGCCGGCUUUGAGGUGGAGGCCAUAAUCAAUCCUACCAAUGCUGACAUUGACCUUAAAGAUGACCUAGGAAACACGCUGGAGAAGAAAGGUGGCAAGGAGUUUGUGGAAGCUGUUCAGGAACUCCGGAAAAAGAACGGGCCCUUGGAAGUAGCUGGAGCCGCUGUCAGUGCAGGCCAUGGCCUGCCCGCCAAGUUUGUGAUCCACUGUAACAGUCCAGUCUGGGGUGCUGACAAGUGUGAGGAACUUCUGGAAAAAACAGUGAAAAACUGCUUGGCCCUGGCAGAUGAUAAGAAGCUGAAGUCCAUCGCAUUUCCAUCCAUUGGCAGCGGCAGGAACGGUUUUCCGAAGCAGACGGCGGCUCAGCUGAUUCUGAAGGCCAUCUCUAGUUACUUUGUGUCAACAAUGUCCUCUUCCAUCAAAACAGUAUAUUUUGUGCUUUUUGACAGCGAGAGUAUAGGCAUCUACGUGCAGGAAAUGGCCAAGCUGGAUGCCAACUAGGCGGAGGAACUACAGAACCAGCCCGCACCGUGUCCCCCGCCUCCAGCUGAAAGAAAGAAAAAAAAAAAAAUCCCCUUCACUCCUCUUGGGAGGCGGGAACCCUUUCAUUUUCAAUUUUGCUCAUCUAGGGAAAAUAAGGUUUUGGUUUCCAGUUUAAUUGUUUUUGACCUUCUAAAAUGUUUUUACGUUAGCACUGAUAGUUGGCAUUACUGUUGUUAAGCACUGUGUUCCAGACCGUGUCUGACUUUAGUGUAACCUAGGAGAUUUUAUAGUUUUAUUUUAAUGAAAUCCCGCUUGACGCAGAGCAGCGGGGAGAGCAGUGUCCUCUACAUGUGGCAGAAUCCAGGAAGCCCAUUUUGUAACCGUGUGUUGUGGUGCUUUAUCGUACACUCAGUGGCGUUCUUUUUACUAUAAUGUUCCUUUUUUUUUCUCAAGAAGAAAGAUCAUGAAUUUGCAGCAGACUUAAUUUUUGUUUACUUUUUGUCUUAAUGAUGGAUUUGAAAAUGAAAGAUUUAAAAGGCAGAACAGAAUCUGUUGUCCUUAAUUAUAUUUGCAAUUUGGAAUUUGUGUGAAUUGAUUUAGUAAAAUGUUAAAAUGUU